UGCCGGCCGAACCUGCCGGGCCAAGCCAGGGCCUGUUCUUUGCCCACCAGCAACCCUCUUCGACACCAUCACAUAGCCGUAUCCUCGCAUAUCCACACAAGCGCAUCCCCGCAUCACCCCCCAUCAUUGCAUCAUGAAGCCGAAGCAGAUGACGCCCCUGAAGCUGCGUGUCGGCCAGUUCAAUCUAUGCAACCUCAACAAGGCCCAUACUCCCUUCUACAACUUUGCCCAUGGCUAUACCGACGAGCAGGUCCACGCCAAGGUUGAGUGGACCGCAAACCAGCUCCGUCGCAUGAAUGCCUCGAUCGUCGGCUUUGAGGAGGUUUUCCACGAAGAGCCGCUGCACCAGGCUGCCGAACUUGCCGGGUACGAUAUGGCCAAGACAACGCUGCUUUGCCCCGGCACCGACGGCACCCAGCCCUGCGUCGGGCUCCUCAGCGUCUACCCCAUCGUCGAGUGGUGCUCCAUCACUGAUUUCCCGUCCGAGUGCAUCUUUGACCUGAGCGCCGAGCAGGAUGACGACCAGCUCGAGUUGCCUAUGAAGACCUUCCAGAAGCCCGUGCUGCGAGCCGUUAUCCAGCUGCCCGUCGAUCGGACCAUCACCGUCUUUGUGGCCCACAUGAAGUCCAAGCGACCGCUGGUGCGGUGGCGGGACCGCUUCGAUCUCAAACAGACCGCAAUCGGCGGCGCUUUGUCCUUGAUUAUCCGGGCCGCAGAGGCGGCUGCCCUGCGAUGCUUGCUCAUUGACGAAACUCGCGGCCGCCCGUCUCCAUGUGUCCGCGGAGGCAAUCCUCAAUCCAGAAGCAAGCAUCGGCAAACGCUCGAGGUCAAGACCGCAGCACCCGCUCGCCGCUCACGCAGCCGCUCUGCUUCGUCGGCCCGAUCCGAUAUCUCCGGCGUCGAUGCCGACGAAGCCAUCCGAACGACCAUCCUGAUCGGCGACCUCAACGACACGGCCCACAGCGUGUCGACCGAGAUUAUGUCGGGAACGCAUCCGUGGAAGAAAAAAUCGUACGAUGAGCGCAAGAUGACCUACCACUCGCUGCUGAGCUCAACCAACGACGUCCAGAUCCGGGCCUCUGACAAGGAUGUCACCUAUACUCACAUCCACAACGGGCGAUACGAUGUCCUCGACCACAUCCUGGUCUCGAACGAUCUCGUCCGCGCCAAUCCCAACCACAUCGGCUAUGUGCAGUACCUGCAGCACUUCAACGACCAUCUCAUCGACGCGACGCUCAUGGAGGACGACGACAACGACGACCUGCCUCUCAAGCUUGCCCCAGCAGAUUCAUAUGCUCCCGACAUUGCCUUGCACGCUCUGCACGCUCUUGAUCUGCACGACCCGGCGGCAUCAUCCAGCCCGCCCUCGUCUGGCCCCACAACUCCCAGCAGCAGCAGCAGGAAGGCUGGGCACAAGCCCAGCCCCUUGCCUGUUCCGCGGGAGAGCGAUCACGGGCAAGUCAUGGCAAUUCUCAAAAUCUAUCCGCCGGGAUGGAACUCCGAAGCCGAGCGGCAGAAGAUGAUCCAGAUGGGCUACCAAAGUCCGACGGAGAUCGAGGUCCCCAACAUCAUGUAACCCCUGGGGUGCGCUGGGUGCUAAUGGCGGCCGGCAAGUGCGUAUCUCAAGACCUUGCCCUCAAGGUGGUGGCGAAUGCAUGAUGCGAUAUGGACUAUUCAUACAUACACGACAAAGAAAGACAAGCAAUGCAGCGAUGCGUUGAGCCGGGCGGUAGACAGCCGAGAGCCGAGAGCCGAGUGGUAGACAGCCGAGAGCCGAGUGGUAGACAGCCGAGAGCCGAGUGGUAGACAGCUGGGAGCCGAGUGGUAGA
Molecule: messenger RNA, 1829 nt
Organism: Polychytrium aggregatum
Lineage: Eukaryota; Fungi; Chytridiomycota; Chytridiomycetes; Polychytriales
Exons: 4
Coding region: 134-1576 (480 amino acids)
Molecular function (GO): catalytic activity
Source: RefSeq, a predicted model, not a curated record